This is a messenger RNA of Camelus dromedarius (Arabian camel), 14680 nucleotides long. RefSeq lists its product as uncharacterized. NCBI's taxonomy places the organism in Eukaryota, Metazoa, Chordata, Mammalia, Artiodactyla, Camelidae. The transcript has 29 exons. The coding region runs from base 700 to 1521 and encodes 273 amino acids. The record is from RefSeq and is a predicted model, not a curated record.
AGGGCAGGGCCGCCCGGAAGUCCUGACCUGCAGGUGGCGCCGGCCGGAGGCUGGGGCGUUGCUGCCACCAGUGGGCGGGGCAGCGGGGCAGCGGGGCGGGGGCACCCUCACCUGUCCGUGUGUGGGGAUCAGCCUGGGCUCCGUGGCCUCCGCUUGCACCGGACGUGGACCCAGGCUACCGGUGGGCAAGAUAGAGGACUGAGCCCAGGCACGCACGGCUGGCCAGGUGGGAUCCCCACCCCCGCUCAGCCUUCUUUCUGCAUGGAUGCUGAAGGACCAGGCUCACUUGAAGUUCUGAGUUUGAGCAGUAAGGUGGAAACAAAGAAACCAAUGGAAACAAAGAAACAAGUCAUUGUGGCAAAGCUCCCCACCACAGAGAAGCUGCCCUGAGUGGAAGGGAGGGUGUGGGCAUGCCCAUUUGUUUCGUGUCUCCCAGUGCUCUUCGCUUUCUUAUUGCAGACCUGCAUGGUUACAACAAAAUGAUCUGCAAAACUGAAAAUAUUUACUCUCUGGCUUUUACAGAAAAGGCUGACCAGCCUCUGGUUCCCGUACCGGUCAACUGAUUGGAGUACCUUUCCAGUUUGGAAACAUCUGGGCAGGCCCAGCUGGUAAGUUUACUUUUCUACUUUGACCAAGCAAACUGAAGCCAACAGAAGAGAACUUUCACCAGCAACUCCCAGCACAUCCGCUCGCCUUCUGAUGUCUGUGACCUCACUCUCGCUGCCCCACCUCUUAUUACAGAUUGAACAGGAUCCAGGGGGAAGUACCAAGCCUGUCCCAUCGGCCAUCCUGUGUGUCAUGUCCUGUGACCCAGUGGAUGCUCAGCACCCUCCAGCUGAAGAAACAGAUUGCCUUAGGUACAUGAAAGGUGAGGACACCUACUAUCCCCAUGGAGCGCAGGUGGGGCUGGGAGUCUGCUGUUUGUACAGCCGGUGGGCUCGUGUUGCUUUGGGCAUCCCUGUGCCUGAAUUCCUGCAGUACACUCGGUGCCUGUUUCCUAAUCUGCAAAACUGGAAUGAUGUUAACCAUCCCGCAGUGCAUUCCAUGGUGCAUCCUCGCCUAGAAUUGAGUGGAAGCAAGUCCAUCUCAGAAGGGACAUACCUGAAGAGAAAUGGCUUUCCAGACUCUGAAGGGCAGAGAAAGCACCAGCCUGGGUUAGAGAAAGAGAACAGCAUCUCUGAGCCCGUCCUGGGUGACCUCACAGAGAUCACCCUAGUGGCCCAGGCUAGUGACCGGGAACAUGUACCUUCCUGCAGCCAACCCCAGACGUCCACUGAUGCAUCAUAUACUGGCAAAGAUCCUGGCCUGGGGGGGUGUUGGCCGCCGGAGAUUCGCCAGAUGUUGGACUCCAGCUUAACCACCGGAAGUGGGCAGGAUGUGCUGAGGGGGCGGAGGCAGCCGCCAAGGCAGCGACGGAGGGGGCUGUCCCUGGCCAGCCGGUCAAUUUGUUCCCAUCUCAACAUUUGCUGUCCCAGUUUCGCAGGACGCCCUUCUCCAGUUUAUCCUUCUCCUGGGAGGUGACAUUUUAGGUUAUUGGGUCCCAGAUUGCUGGCACACUCAUCCCUGUUCUCAAACAUCUUUUAAACUUGGGUGAAGUGAUAAGUUGGGGAAGAAGAUGAUUUACUGAAAGUCUCCCGAGAAGAGAUUCAGACUGAACAGCUUUGUGUCGGACUUUGGAAGACCGCUGGUGCCCAAGGGGUUCUCUGGCAGCACAAUGACGAAUCUAGGUCCCUCUUUCACUGCUACGUCAAUGAAGUGGACCGCAUGGACAAGGCCAAAGCUGGUAUCCCAACCAUAGCCCUUGACAGUGAUGUUCGGCUCCAGGAAGCCAUCAGAUGCAGCAGGUGGCCAGAGAAGGAGCCUAACGGGCUCAUGAAAUGUGACACCCCCAGCUUCAUCAACACGGACCAGAACUCUUCCUUUGGGGAAGAUGAUCUCCUGAUUUUGGAACCACCGAUUGUUCUAGAAAAUAAGCCAGUUGCCCAGACCUCACACAAAGACUUGAAUUGGAAAUGUGCUUUGUCAAGUGUUUCUCUGAAGAUGUGAAGUCUGUCUUUGUAUGGCAGGAAGUCCCCUUUCACAAAAUUGUAUGUGUUUGUGUCUGAGAGAGAGAAAUGGAGACAGACAGAAAGACGGAGACAGAAGAGAGCCCCUCAGAAGAGAGCUAGUUAAGCACCCCAGACUGACGAAGACAGUGGAGAAUGCCUCUGAGUUUGGCACUGAUUGCCUGGAGAAUGCUGAAACCCAGGGAAGUGGGCAGCACAGACGUUUACUCAUUUAAUCCUGCCAACACAGUAGGAGAUAGAGUCUACAUAUUCCUCGCUACUUAAAAGAUCCCUGCCUUCUCUCUGCUCCUCCUGUCCAUGUCUCUCCCUCCACUUUUCCCCUUCUCCCCUCCUCCUCCCAUCUUCUCCGUCCCUCCCUUCCCCAACUUCUCUUGCAGAACACAGAGAGGAUAGCUGGCCCUCCUGCGCAUGCGCAGUCUGUGCCAGCUGGACCGAGGGUUGGAAGCUGCAACUCCGAGCCGGGGAUCGGCCCCAAAGGCUUCUCAGCUCUUUCGCCCGCUCAGUGGUGUGGGCGCUGCUCCCCGGGCUGAGAGCCUCCGGCUGUGAACCCCAGCUUCUCCUGUUGGAGUCGGGAAAAGGGAGCGUCAGUGCUGAGCGAGCUUCCGUCUCCUCCCUCAGUGUUUCUGCCCCAGUGAGAGGGCUCAGUAGUGCUCUGCCAGCAUGAUUUUGGGGCAAUUUGGGGGCAGAUAUCGUGCACAAGCAGUGAGAUAUUUCCAUGCAUUUUACUUUCCGGACAUCACCAUGGAACAUGUGGGGGUUUGUGCCUGCAGGCCGGGAUGCUGCAGGACUCCCUGGUCCAUCACCGUUAUGUCUUGGAGCUGCUCCAGUCAGUGAAUGACUUUCUGUGGCUUGGAGUACGUUUUGGUUACUGAGACCCUCGAAUUCCCAUAUGAAUUGUAGCAGCAGCUAGUCAGUUUCUGCAGAGGAGACCGCAGGGAUUGUGAUCGAGACCACGUUGAAUAUACGGAUCGUUCUGGGGAGCACUGCCAUUCCAAAAGCGCUGUCUUCUGAUCCAGCAAUGUGUGUGGUUUGUCCAGGUGAUAAUGCUCUGGCUGCUGAAUGUGCCCUUUCCCCAGACUUGGUUUUGGAGUUAAGUCACCAUCAGUGGAGCCCUCUCUUUAAAAGAUGAAGAAAACAUUUGCUCCUUCUCCCUGGUUGGGGACUUGGAUGAGAUGAGGUAACAGAUAAAGAAUGGAGCCCCACCUCAUUCUAACACCCGCUCGUUCCGUUCCUUUCUCCACGGAAAAAGAGUACAAUUCAACACUAUAAAGAUUGAUUGUGAGCAAAUGAGAUAGACAGGACAACCGAUCAUUUAUUAAAUAUACUUUCAUGCCAGAAACAAAUGUAUUAUUCACACAAAAAGCACACAAAGCACGGUAGUACCGUGAUUACCAACGUGGGUCCGAGUUCGAGUCCUGCUCUGGAGUGACCAGUCCUGUGAGAUGGAGAACUGGUAGGUCGGCUUAGCCUCUCCCGGGCUUGUUUUCUGUCCUGCAGAGAUGGGGCUCGCUAGGCGUCCCUCCCCCAUAGAGAUGCUGUAGGGUGCAAAUGAUGCGCAUGGGCAGCCCGAGCAUAGCUGCUCAUUCCUCGUAAGUGAAGGAGAGCAUAGCUUUUGUGGUGAAGGCUUUAUAACAGCCCCGUGUGGACUUUCAGUGCUCCGAAGGAAUGCCUUGUGAUUUGGAGAUGGGAUUCUCAUUUCUGUAAAUACCCAAGGAUUGUGUAAUUGGGCCCUGCUGAUUUGAAUCUAUUCUUUAGAAAGUACAUAUUGUGGAUAUAUUUUUCAAGCAUGCAUGCUUUUUUCUUUUAUCAUUUAUUGUUCUACCCUCUCUCUUGGUGGGACUUUUCAUGGAAUCCAGGAAACAGCCCUAAGCCACCUGCCUCUUCACACGUCUCCGUGGCGGUUUUCUUCCCUGACUAGAAGAGGGUUCUGCAUAGGGAAUUUUCUUUGUUCCCCUUUUCUUGGAGUCUCUCUGUCUGUCUGCCCACCUCUCACCUGUCCAACUGUCCAUUUCUCUACCCACUCAUUCUUCUGACUUGUUCCAAAUAGCAUUUCAGGCAGCUUACAGAAGAACAGAUACCAAAUAAACAGGUGAGAUAAUGGGACCAAGUUCAGACAGUGAGGCUAGGAGGCGAGCCUGUGUGAGGGUGGCAGGCAUGAGAGACACGCGUCUGCCCUGUGACUUAUAAGAUCGACAGCAAGAGUGUGCCUGAGGCUCCCAGCAGACACAGGUUAACAGGGUUUGUGGGAGAUGCUCACUGGCUGUGAAAUAAAUAAGUGGCUGAGGAGAAGCCCAGCCUUUCCAGCUACUAAGGCUUAGGAGAAUAUUUUGAGUGUCUUCAACAUCAGAGUAUUUCAUCUUUUCUUUUGUCAGAGUUCUACAUAUAGAUGGUUACAUUCUGUACCUGGAAAUUUCUACAAAAUUUCUUCCCACUUGAGUCCCAUGACUCGGGAAUGGGGUGGUUCUGCUCAUUGACUGGGGUUGGCCAGAAACCAAAAAUGACAGCUUCAAAGGAGCCUGGGAUUUGUCAGUUAUGUUUUGUCAGUACUGUAGAGUUCAAAAAAUGCUUUCACAGUAUCUCUCCAUCUGAGGCGGCAGCGUGCUCUCUUACCAGCAUCAGGAGCUCAGGGCCAUGGGAUGGUGGGGGCUGACUGCUUUGCCGUCAAGACAGCUGAGCUAGUCACUGCAGGUUUGAUUCUUUUACGUGCCCUCACCUCCAGUAGCAUCCAUCCAGACACCGGAACUGACACUGGCCGUGCUCCGAACUGCCUCAGCCCUGAAGACACAACUGACAAAUAGAAGGGGACCACGCCCUGUUACAGCAGGUGCUCUCACUUUGUGGAUCCUUAUGUAACUGAGCGGUGUUAAUCAGGAUUGCCCGUUCUACAUUGUGUGGCGCUGCUGCGGUGUCUCCUAGUUACUUGUUUCUUGUAAGAAUUCCGGUGACUGAGUUAGAAGCAUGCUUCCAAGCUGUCCGUGUCCUCGGCAUCCAGAAGCGGAGCCUGGAAGCUUCCGAAUUUCUCCAGAAUGCAGUCUACAUUCACCUUCGGCAGUUGGCCCGCCAUAUCUGCAGUUUCCACUUCAUGGAUCCAGAUGGCUGAUUGUAAAGGGACUCGAACAUCCUUGGAUAAUGGAAUCCAGGAUGGGGGGUUCCUGAAACCAACCCCUCGAGGAUACUAAGGGAUGACUCUACAUGUAGGAGUGAAAUUGCUGAGCCAUAUAACUCUAACCUUUUGAGGAAACAACAGACUCCUCCAAAGAAGCUGCACCAUUGUCCCUUUCCACUGGCCGCAUAUGAGAUACCCAGCUUUCCCUGCACCAUUUGUUGAAUAGACAAUUCUUUCCAUGGAGUGUUGUUGGCACCCUUGUGGAAAACUGACUGUAAAUAUAAGGAGACUGAGAAUUAAGUCUUCUCUCUUUGGGUGGAGCUCAUUAUCAAUGACGGGAAGUUGUAAGGAAAAAGAUAUUGAUUCAUCCUGAGAAAACAUUUUUCUGAGAGUCAGCAGUGAAGAAGGUGGACACUGAAGAAGAACCCAGAGUGGAUCGCUGGCCCUCCUGCGCAUGGGCAGUCGGUGCCAGCUGGACCGCGGGUUGGAAGCUCCAGCACCGAGCCGGGGAUCGGCCCCAAAGUCUUCUUAGCUCUGUCGACCGGUAGGCCUUUAACUCCUGCCCGGGGCCGGGGCCUCUGGCUGUGGAAGUGCAAGGAGGGGGGCUUCCGGGAAAGGGGUCAGGCGGCUGCGGGAGGGCGGUCGGCAUGUCACAGCCCCCCAGGGCGCCAGUCAGCCUGUGUUCAGCUGAAUUGCUCUGGCCAGACCCCUCUGCCCGCGCCACCUACCCCGGCGCCCCGGCCACACCUGUCCAUGGCCAGGUGUGCACCUGCAGCCUCUCACCCAGCCGGGCCCGCCUCAGUCCGUUGCUGGCGUCCCCUUCCCCUCUCCCGCCCGCGAGUCCUCUCCCGCCCGAGAGUCCUCUCCUCCCGGGCUGCCUCUCCUCGGCCGCCGGCCCAUCCCCGCCCCUGGGCGGGCUGUGUCCCGGGCGGGCGGGGUCUGCGGACCCAAACGGGGGCAGGCGGCUGGGGCUGGGGCUGGCCUCCGAGCAGGGCUGCAGCCCGCGUUUCCACCAACCCCCCGCCCGCUUUCCCUGCCCCGCGACCCCGGGGCUGCCCUGCUCUUCCUUUCCUGCUCCCUGAGGACAAGCUCAGCGGCGUGGGCGCUGCUCCCUGGGCUGAGAGCCUCCGGCUGUAAAGCCCAGCUUCUGGCGGAGUCGGGAAAGUGGAUCCUCAGUGCUGAGCGAGCUUCUGUCUCCUCCCUCAGUGUUUCUGCCCCAGAGCCUGGCGAAUGGGAAGUCCUCACUAAUUGUUGGGCUUGUGAAUGAUGAGAUUCUAUACAUCGUUAGUUGCUACUGUAGCCUUUCACAGAAGAGAAAGUAACCUCCGUGAAGCCAAGUGACACUCUAAUGGUCCGAAAGAGUGACAGCCAGUGCUGGAGUGAUCCAGUGGACUUGGUGCUUGCAACCAGGAUUCUCCAGCACCUACAGCUAAGGGGAUUACAGUAUUCUUUUUUUUUCUUAAUGGCGUUGCUUUUAUUUUUACUUAUUUUUUUAAUUUAUUUUUUAUUGAAGUGUAGUCAGUUUACAGUGUUAAUUUCAGGUGUAUAGCAGAGAUUCAGUUAUAAACAUAUGCAUAUGUAUAUACAUAUGUAUUAUAUUGUUUUUAGUAGAACUCAUUACAAGAAAUUGAAUAUAGUUCCCUGUGCUAUAUAGUAGGCCCUUGUCAUUUAUUUUAUAUUUAUUAACGUGUAUCUGUUAAUCUCCCCUUUCCUGCCUGCUAAGCACAGUUUGCUUUCUAUGUCCAUGAGUCCAUUUGUAGCAGCACCAUUUUUCCUAGUUAUAUAUGCUCUUUGGCUGCUUUCAGUUUCAGUAAUUCCAUGUUAUCUGUGAGCGCUUUUCUUCUGGUGGCCUUUAUGUGGUUUGCACACGUGGUAAUAGAGAUCUGUAUUUGGGAGAACUCCAGGCCUCGUGUAGUCCCUGGUACAGAGUGCCCACUGAGUUGAUGCUUGAACUGGGAAAAAAAACAUAGUAAAUGUUGGAAUUUCCACUAUGGUUGAGACUUCCAGGUUUCUGUAACCUGUUUACCCCACCUUAUUAUUGGCUGCCCCCAUACUGGGUAAUUUGGUGGAAUUUCAUGGUAUGGUGGUGUAGAGACAGGGCCUUGUAUGCUUCUUCUCUUUCCGUUUUCUAACACUCAAUCUCCUGGUCCUCCCAGAUCCUCCCCCAGUAGUGCCCAGGGCUGGCUUGGUGCUGUGCUGAGGCAAUAUUUGUUAAUAAGGCCCUUUCCUCAUCUUUUCUGACCCUCCAUUUCUUUCUCUGCACAAUGAGGGCUUAGACUAGAUAAGUGCUUUUCAGUUUCUUUUAAAGCCAUAUUUCCUUUGAGAAAAAGAAAAUGCAAAUCUCUCCUCCCAUCCCAACACUUUAGAUUUUGUUACUUCCUGCAAGGAGUCACAUAGUUCUUUGUGGAAAAUUGAUGUGAUUGUGAUUCCAGGUGGCACAGAAAAUACUCUUCAGAGAUUUAUUGCAGGGAGAGGGCAGAAAAGGGGCAGUAUGUCACUCUUUCUAGUGUGAGCACUGGAGCAGGGGCUUGGAUUUAAAUAUGAUGUCUGUCGUGGCCUCACUUUAAUCUUGCACAAUGUGACAAACCUCUCUACCUCAGUUUCUUGAUGUGUCAAGUUGGGGUGAUAAUAUUUUAAGGCUUUUGUGAAACAAUAUACACAUAAUCUAUUUGUGUCUCAGUAGAAACAAGACCUGCAAGGGAUUCAGGGAUUUAAAAAAAAAAAUUCUUGCCCAUAGCACUAUGUAGCUGUGUAUUUUAAAUUUCCUGGAGGGUGAUGGUUGAGUCUAAAGUCCAUCGUGGGUCAGGUAGCCCAUAGUUCUCUAUGUCCCAGUUUGCCCCCUCCUACCCAGUCCUCUUCCUCAGUCCAGGAUGAAGUUCCCUAGUAGAUUUACACAGAGGUCUUGUGGAAAAGGCUUUUCAUUUUAUUGUUUCACCAAGAAGGGCUGCCAUCAUGAUCUCUGUGGUCAGGUUUUGAAGGGCUGCAUCUUGAUGUCUAGUCAGGUGAAGGCUAUGCAAUUGGGAGUUUCUAUGUAAUAAAAAGGAAAAAAAUUACAAAUAGAAAAUUAGAACAAGGGUGGUGACAGGGACUCUUGGAAGUGAGCACCUUUAGCUUUGUUAGCUUCAGGUGCAGUGGCCUCUUGCCACGAGGACCCAUCCUCUUGCUCUGAAUUUGGAGGGACCUGUGGGUUCAGUGGGAAUGUUAACUGAGUGUAUCUCAUGUGCUGGGCAUUGUCCUAUUUUUUCUGUGUGUUCCUUUUUUGAGACAGUGAGCGCAUUUAACCUCAAUAGCUUCUUUAAAAAAGUAGAAAUUUUAUUUUGAGAUAUAAUGUAGAUUCCCAUGUAGUUGUAAGAGAUAAUAUGGAGAGGGCCUAUGGACCCUUUUCCCAGUUUUCCUUAAUGGUUCCAUCUUGCAAAGUUGGGGUACGAUUCAUUACUGACUCACUAACAAUUUGAGGUUUGUGUUAUUGCCAUCAUUUCUAUUCACGAUUAAACUGGGGCUUAGAGAAGCACACACACCUGCCCAGGUCACCCACAUGGUUAGUGUAGAGACGGGUGGAACGUGGGCUUGGGAUUUCCAAGCAGUACCAUUAUGAUGGUCUGUGGCAGGGAGCAGCAUUCAUUUUGCUUGUUUAUUCAUUCAUUCAACAAACAUUUAUUGAGUAACCUCUGUGGGUCAGAUGCUUUCAUAGGGUUAUCUGAUUCUUCAGCAGUACUGAGAAUCAGGUAAUAUUUACUUUUUUUUAAAUCUGAGAAAAUUAGCUCUGAGAGGUUAUUAGCACCCCAAAGGAAAUAUAGCUCAUAAAGGAGGGAUAGUAAAUUUGUAGUCACCCCUUUUUAUGCAGGUGGUACCCUAGGCAUUUUACAUUUGCAAACUUCCGUAAUCCAGAUAAAUUCUUGUAAGGCAAGGAUUUUUUUUUUUUAAUUUAAGUAUAGUCAAGAUUACAUUGUUGUGUCAAUUGCAAGGUGUUUUUUGAAUUUUGAAUUAAAAAGUAUUUUUUGAGGAGGGUAAUUAGGUUUAUUUAUUUGUUUCAUUUAUUAAAAUGAGGUACUGGGACCUCGUACAUGAUAAGCAUGUGCUCUACCACUGAACUGUACCCUCCUCCCCAAGGCAAGUUUUCUUAUCCAUUAUUCUGCAGCUUAGGGUUUCAAUUAAAUUGGAAUUGAAAUCCAGAUCUUUUGUUCCUACUGUUGUCCUUUUCUUUAUAUUCUGCUGAAGGGGGUUGCGGAAAACAGUUCCUUUUUUCAUUUCUUUAUUCCGCAUUUUUGAGCAGUGACUUUGCAUCAGGGCCUUGUUAGGUGCUUUGAAACAGAAAACAAGAAAUGACCCUUCUCUGCAUGGGCAGGAAGCCUAGACAAAAAGCUGGGUAAAGUGAUCCGAGCUACGGUAGCCAUGUGCAGGCUCUGAAGGUCAAACUGUACCCCUGGAUUUGCUUGGGCUUCCCCUGCCUUCUGGCUGGUACACACCAGGUCACCGCAACCCAGAGGCGCCCACAGCCCACAGCACAAUAUUUAUCUCGAUCUCCUCUCCCCUCUCGGCAGGGCCUGCAACAUGAGCAUCCCUGACUACGUGCAGUUUGCUGAGGACUAUGAGACUCUUCCCGUGGUGGUCAAACCAGUGGGGAUCAUCUCAGAGGAGAAUUUCUUUUGCAUCUAUAAGCGAACCUCCUUGGUGAGCCAGAUCAGCCCGUGCAGCUCCCAGGGCACACUCUCUACGCACUACAGGCACCACUAUGCGCCCAAGAAUGGAUGGAGCGUCUUCCAGACCCACCGCAUGGUUGUGGGCCUUGUCACCAUUACCGACUGCCUCUCGGCCAAGGCCUUCGAGAAGCUCCACGUGCAGAGGAGCUGUAUGGCAUCAUGCUUAAUGACUCUCAGCUCUUUGUCUUUGUGCUGCAUGGGGAGGUAAGCCAAGCAGCCGCGCACCGACGUGGCCUUCAAUCUAUGAGGACUGCAGAGUGGUGGAGGAGAGGAUCGAGGACUUCACUGAGUCACUCUUCAUCUUGCUCAAGUCCAAGUGGCUGGAUGGGGCCCCUGACAAGUCUGGGGACAAGAUCCCACUCCUCUGCAUGCCGUUUGAGAAGGAGGACUUCAUGGGACUGGACACAGACAGCAGGGCCCUGUGAUCUACAUGCCCGCACUCACCAUCUGCUCCUUGGAGAUGAGGUGUCAGGUUUAGGAGCCUGGGCACUGCUGAGGGCACAGCUGCCAGCACCGUGCUACACGGAGGCUGGCUCCGUUCACCUCACAUGUCACCUCCUGCUGAUCCACCAGGCGUCAGUCAAGCUGACGUCCACCACUGUCGGCCUUGUCGUUAGUUUGCGGUAGUGAGUCUCCAACACCCCAGUCAACUGUGAAGGAAGAUGCUUUGGCCGACGUAGGACCUUGGAUUCUCACCCCCACCAUGGUUCAUCUCACGCGGUGAAAGUGUUUGGCCACCACCAUCAUGCUGACCAUGAGGCCUUGUUUCUCCUUUCAUGCUCUGGUCCAAAUGUGGACACUUCAUUUUUCACUGAAUUUGUCUCGCUUCAGACAGGAGAGAAUAUCUGAAGGAGUCCAUCACAUUGUGGGUGGGGAACAGAUCAGAAGUAAAUGUCGCAAGUAGAAGGAGUCUAGUCUGUCCGGGUUGGCAAAUGCAGGCUGGGAUCGGUGAUGGCCGGGCUAUGCCCUGGACACAGGCCUUUCCCGUGUCUCCCGAGAGCCCAGGGGUCGGAGUGAGAACAGCCUGGCCUGGGUUCCUCCAUCCUCGUCUGCUUACUGACAACUGUUUCUGCUAAUUAGGAGUUCCCCCACACCUCGGGCCCUUCAAAAGACCACGGGAGAACAUUGAGUCCCUUCUCCUGGGCCUCCUUUGUGAGAAUACAGUGCCUUCUGAGGUGACCAGUGGCAGGAGAUGCCUCCCCCUCCAGGGAGCACCCUUUGGAGGACUGUGAGUCAGUGCACCAUGCUGUGAGCUUGUGGGGUUCCGGCCGUGGUCCCUGCAGAACCAGACUUGAGAUGGGCUUAGUGACGGAUAUAACAGGACUGAUUCCAGGGCAGGGCUUGGGGGAGGGAACAGUGGAAAUUGAAUGUGACCUAAAACACAUAGGUAGGUGCUGGGGCUGUUACUAAAAUGGGGUGUCAGGAAGGUACCUGCCAGGAAUCGAAUUCCAGAGUAAAUGGUGGACAUGAGGCAUUUUUAAGAUGCCAUUUGUCAUCCAAGUUAGGACUUCAAAGAGGCACUCGGGUCUAAGGCCCUGGGGCUCAGGUGAAGGAGCCAGACUAGAGAUACACGUUGGGAGUCGUCAUUCUUAGCUGGUGUUCACAGACGCGCAUGUGAAUUAGAUCAUCUUGAGAGCUGCAGACUGAGGCUGAUGGGGGGCAGGGCUGUGCCUGGGUUGGAGGAAAGCCCAGACCAUGCAGCUUUCGUGUGUCCGUCUGCGGCGUUUGCGAUUUUCAAACUAAUGCCAUUUAUCCUUAAGUGGCCGGGGGUUGGGCAGGGCCAGCCUGGAAGAAAUCUGAAAGGAGGUUCGUGGCCACGUGUGUGUCUUGGGAAGACGCAGAUUCUGCAGGGUCCGGGAGGGUAGAUUUCUAAGAAGCUGGAGUUGGAGUGGGGAGAAAGUAGUCACACUCACCUGUGAGGGAGGGAGGGCGUCCUUGGGAGUCGCCACCCUACUGGACUCGCUUUCCAAUGAACAGAAGGCAAUCAGACAGAGGAUCUGAGGUGAGAAGAGAUGGGCACUGGGAGGGGAGCAAACCUGGAGAAUGGUGGGUGCAAAGUUCUGGAAUAGUCUCCCUGAAAAUUUGAGUUAAAAAUACCCAGACUCUUAAGAACAUUGAUAGUGACUGGGGAGGAGGCAGUUGUUUUUCUGGCCUACUAAGAGUAAUGCAUGUAUUCAGGGAUACACAGAAGAUUCGGGCAGUCUUUUCCAGGGGUUUGAUCCUUACCAGGGGGAACACUGCAAGUUUAAAGGGGGAGAAGGGCAGCGGAGGGAAGCUAGUCAGUCCCCGUGUCAGGUACCAGACGGCAGCCCUACUUGAGUGUUGCAUUCUCAUCCAUGCCUCCCAGUUGGGCGAUGGCAGCUCCCUUUUGCGGAUUGGGAAGCCUUCUCAGAGGGGUUAAGGAAUUGGUCCGUUUAGCGGCUAGUCAAUGCUGUAGCAGGAUUCAAGCAGGGCCUUGUCAGACUUCAAGGGCAUGUUCUCUCUACUAAUUCCGGUACCUCUCUGUUGUACCUGGAUUGGUGAAUUGGGUCAGUUUUGGAGCCUUUCACAAAAAAUACGAUUUAAGUGUCUCAGGACAGUUUCACAAAGCUCAGUGUUCUUUGAUGGUUCAGAAACACCGCAGUGCUUUUCGCCACACAGAGGUAAGGUCUUACUCCUUGCCGAUGACGUGGUUGCAAAUGACGUACAGGUGCAAAACCAGACUUAGGAGCUUCUGAAGGGAAACUCUCCAGUUCUCCCUUGUUCGGCUUUCUUCCACGGGAUGUAACUGCUGCAGCAUAGGCCUGAGCUUUCCAUAUGGAGUGAGGGUUUGAUAACCAAAGUUAGCAUAAAACGGUCAGAUGAAGAAAAUCGACGUUGACAAUUUAUUUUUGGGUUACAUUAGUGAAGAUAUUCUAUCAGUUAAUGACCCAUAUAUCGAAUGAAAUUGAGUACAGAACAUUGCAAUUCUUACUUUCUAUUUAGAGUUCUCUUACAGAGUAAGGUUGCCUGCUUUGGAACAUCAGCUCCACCACCACGGCACCUAUCAGUGUGUUGGUGUGAUUGCAUUUAUGCAGUCAAUGUAAUCUGGGCUUCCUCAGCCCCAAACACUCCAGUGCAGAAUCACGGGCUGUAGCCAUCUCUUAGUCACGCAAAUACUUCUAAAAUUAUAUGAUGCCAGAAAAGAAAGAAGAGGGAGAGAGAGAUUGCCUUUAUCAAAGUUCCUUUCUAUUCUAACUGCAAACUGUUGUUGAACAGCUCUGGUUUCCUUUGGAUAUGAAUAUAUACAUUUCUUUGCAUGUAACCCGGGUUUUGGACUAGAACACCAAGCUCUUGCUGUCCACAAGCCACAAAAAUAGUAGCCAAAUUGCACAGGUGCAAAAUAGUUUAUACUUUUUUCUGAGAAAGAAUCCUUGAAUUUGGGACUUGGGCUGUGAUUUUUGCUUUUUGCUUCCCCCACCCCUCUUGAAAUCUCUCACUCCUUCCCACGUGGCCCCCAAGAGUUCGUGGUUUCAAAGGAGUGGGCAAACACCCAGUUGGUCACCAUGUACUGUUGCUAUAGAUGGAGCCAUGCCAAGACCUAAAGGACAUUAUCAGAGAGGACUUCCUGGAAGAAAUGGGCUCUACAUUCAAUCGUGAGGACAGAGAACCUCUGUACAGUUUUCCCCAAUGGCUCCACCAAACUGCAUUCCCACCACAGUGCAGGAGGGUUCCCAGUUCUCCGUAGCCUCUCCAGCAUUUACUGUCUGUGAACUUCUGAAUGAUGGCUAUUCGGAUUGGUGAGAGCAUUCCUAGGAGAGAAUUCAGCAGUGCAGCAUCCUCUCCGAGCUCUAUGAGUUGAUCGGCUUCCACCGCAAGUCCGCCUUCUGCAAGCGGGUGGCCCCCGUGCAGCGCGCGGCCCCCGGCAUCACGGAGCCUGGCGGGAAGGCCUGCUACCGACUCCUUCUGCAGACGCUUCCUGGCUACAGUCUGUCGCUGGAUCUGCAGGACUUCAGCAAAGGUGUUGGAACUAAAACAUUGCUUCAGUCCCAUUAACCAUGCCUGGUUUGGGCCCUGCUGUCCUGUCUCAUCAGGGUGAAUCCUGAUUCGUUUAGAAAAGGGCUCAGCAGACUUUUUCUGUCAAGGGCUUGGGAGUAAGUAUUUCAGUGUCUGCAAACCUCCUGAUCUCUGGUGCAGCUGCUCAGCUCUGCUGUUCAGACGCCAGAGCAGCCGGACAUUCCACACACACAGAGUUUUAUUAACAGCGUUGGCUGGGGCUGGAUUCGGUGUAUGAACUGCAGUUUGUCCCCACAGCUCCUCACUAUUGACGCCUGCACCAGAGCGUGCAUUUGCGACAAUGGGUGAACCUGCACUGACACGUCAUCAUCACCCAGAGCCCAGACUUGACACUAGGAUUUACACUUGGUGGUGUGCACUCUGUGGGUUUGGACAGAUGUGAAAUGACAUGUAUCCGCCGUCACAGCAUCAUACAGAGUAGUCUGUCUUAGUGACCUUAAAAUGCUCCGUGCUGCACCUCAUUCAUUGCUCCUUCCCCUCUAGCCUCUGACAGCCACUGAUCUUUUACUCUCUUUGGUGUUCCCUUUCCCAGAACACCAUACAGUUGGAAUCAGACAGUUGCGGAACCUUCCCAGAUUGGCUUCUUUCACUUAGUAAUAUGCAUUUAAGGUUCCUCCAUGUCUUUUCCAUGCCUUGAUAACUCAUUUCAUUUUAGCACUAAAUAAUAGUCCACUUUCUGGCUGGACCACAGUUUAUCCAUUCACCUACUGAAGAAGAGCUUAUUUGUUUCUGAGUUCUGGUGAUUAUGAAUAAAGCUGCUAUUAACAUCUGUA